ACUACUCCUACCCAGACGUUUAAUUGACUUGUGUUCAUGGCAGUAUUGUUUUGCGCAAGGUGAUCGCAGCUUCUAACUUCUAGUCCUUUUCAUCCCUUGUCCUUUACAUGCAGCAUCAUGUGGCAGGACGACGAAGACAACAAUCCCUACGGAUCCUACACCAACCAGGAUCCCUCCAGUGAUGCAGCAAAUCCAGUCCUAAGCACCUCCUUUUCUAAUGAUGCUUCCACACCUGACACCUCACAUUCAUCUCCGACCCAGCCUCAGUAUUACUCGCGUCCCGAGCAGCCGACCGACGAUGAGGAGGACUAUAAUCAGCAAGCUGACACAAGCCAUGUACCGCCUAAAGGCGGAUACGAUAGCAGAGUACAGCAAAUAUUAUAUGAGAAUCCAGAGCUGGGGAUCGUCAUAACUGAUGCAGGCAAGAGUUCAGAUGGAGGCUACAUUGUGUACAAGAUUCGGACUGGAGACAUUGAGGUAACCCGGCGAUACUCAGAGUUUAGCUCUUUGAGAAAUGCUCUUGUAAACCUACAUCCUACGCUGGUCGUUCCUCCCAUACCCGAGAAGCACACCAUGGCAGAUUAUGCGGCAAAGCCAACAAAAGCUAAAGAAGACGUUGGAAUAAUCGACCAACGGAAGAGAAUGCUUGCGGUCUUCCUAAAUCGGUGUAGAAGAAUGAAAGAGGUGGUCGAGGAUGGUGUCUGGUGGAGAUUCCUCGAUCCGAACUCGAGCUGGAAUGAAGUGCUACACGCUCACCCUGUCGCAUCAGUCCCCAAGAACAACCUGAAAGCCCCUCCGUUAGACCCGGCAAACCCUACUCAAGCUCACAAUUGGUUACCUGUGCCUUCCUCCUCUGCCAAAUUGCGAUCGGGAGGACCGAUAUCGAGCAGCGGAACACCGAUAUCGCCCCCAGACCAAACUUAUCCAUCCGCUGCCGCUCACACGACGCCUGGACCUCAGGUCUUCGGCCGUUUCCCCUUGUCUUCGGAUAAGCUCAGCGAAACCGACCUGGAUCCUUACUUUAUUAAUUUCGAAGCCUCAACUCGCGAACUGGAACUUCUGUUGCAAGGUAGCAUAGAGAAGGUGAAUCGUCGAACACUUGAGCACCUCACCAAAUUAUCGACAGACCUUUCUGAGCUGGGGGCACGGUACAAUGGCUUUUCUCUCUCUGAACAGUCGCCAACAGUCGCAGCUGCUAUCGAGCGGGUAGGUCAGGCUGUCGACAGUACCUACAUUUCGACUGAAGAACUUGCCCUGGGUUUAGGUGCAACUUUCGCCGAACCCAUGCGGGAAAGCGCGCAAUUCGCCGGAGUGGUACGCAAUGUGUUGAGGUACCGAGUGCUCAAGAGAGUGCAGCAAGAUAUGACGAGAGAAGAGCUCGAUAAGAAGAGGGGCCUCCUCGAGUCUUUGGAACGCAGCGAAGCAGAGGCCAAGAGAAUUGACGCAUAUUUGUCUCAAAGCACUACCAUUGCCAGUCCACCUAGACGGUCGACUUCGAGUGCCUCAGGACGAAGUCCGCCUGAUCGACAUGGACAUGAAGUACAUGAAGAAACCGAAUCAGUCGACUCGGAUUUCCCGCCGACUCAUGGCGAUGGCGGGACCUCUCCUCCACCUUCUGCAAUCCAGGGUCACCCUCCUUCUGGACCCGCCUCUCCUACCUCACAUAGAAAGUCACCAAGUGGUAACUUCGUGACGAACAAGAUAUUUGGUAGUUUCCGACACGCCGUGAACGGUUUCGUGGACGUCGAUCCCGAAAGAACGAGGCGAGAUCAGAUUGGGAAGACGAAAGAGAGUUUGACUCAUCUCGAACAGGCUCUAGAAGUCUCGGAAAGUGAUGUCAAAGAUGCAACUCAAGGUGUCAUGCGUGACCUGAAGAGAUUCCAGAAAGAAAAGGAGGAUGAUCUUCAGAGAUACAUGAUCUCUUAUGCUAGAUGUCACAUCGAAUGGGCACGGAAAAACCUGGAAACAUGGUCAGAGGCUAGGGAGGAAGUGGACAAGAUAGUUGCGAGAUAGCCAGCCAUGGGACGAAAGCUGUAGGGGUGGCGAAUGUUGUGGUAUUAAUUUAUCAUAUUGCAGAGCGUUCUCGACCCGCCAGGCUGGCCGGCGUUGUAUAUCUGUUCAGGCCGUAUCAUGAAUUCAUUAUGAAUGCAGUCGUGAUUGAGCUCAUCGUUGAAUCCUGAUACUGCUUCACUUAGUCACAUCCUGUCCCGU
Messenger RNA from Exophiala oligosperma, 2211 nucleotides. RefSeq lists its product as uncharacterized. Bases 118 to 2013 code for a protein of 631 amino acids. Gene Ontology annotation, biological process: retrograde transport, endosome to Golgi. Lineage: Eukaryota; Fungi; Ascomycota; Eurotiomycetes; Chaetothyriales; Herpotrichiellaceae. Gene Ontology annotation, molecular function: phosphatidylinositol binding. The record is from RefSeq and is a predicted model, not a curated record. The transcript is spliced from 5 exons.